Paramuricea clavata is the source of this 1939-nucleotide messenger RNA. NCBI's taxonomy places the organism in Eukaryota, Metazoa, Cnidaria, Anthozoa, Malacalcyonacea, Plexauridae. The record is from the annotation of a GenBank genome assembly.
AUGGAGAUUUCUUGCUCGCUAAAGGAGAUUAUUGGUGGGACUUGUGGAUACGAUAGAAAAGAUAGAACACAAAGCACUGUAGUUAUUCCUUUACAAGUUUUUAACAAGGAAAUCGUGGCACAUAAAUCAACAUUUCAAUUUUCUGGCGUCGAAAGCGACGUAGAACUGAUUCUUAGCCGAACAGGCAUAUUUAUAUCGCCGGAAAAUAUCCAUUGUUGGACAAUUUGCCCGCUACAUCGAUCCAAACUUGGCCUGGGGUGGAGCAGAGGCAAUAAUGCAAGGUGUAGGGUACCCGCUGCACUGUCAAGUCACAGGCAAGCAAACGGAAAGUGGCCAAAGUGCGACAAAGGAAUAGAUAAGGACGAUUCGCAGUUAAUAUUAAAGAUGACUGGUAUAUUUUUGCAGGUUGGUUCAGGUAAGAGUUGCUGAAUAGUUUCGAGUUGAUUUCUGUUGAUAACAUACUAAUUACUAGCUUGAUUCUUGAAUUUUCUAUGUGUUGUUUUAUCCAGGUAUUUGUUCAACAUGUCGUAAGAAGUUAAGAGCAUUAGUGCUAACCAGUUCGCAUAAAGCAGAGAGUGUUAUCGAUCAAAUGGAUGCGUUAACACUGGUAAGUUUGAAUUAUGUUAUUUGUAUUGCGUGUCGAAUUUUAUACCUGAAACUCUAUCUUCAGUUUUCGUGGGAAACGGCGGGAAAUGAAAGCUUAAGCGUCCCAGCCAAUGCUAGUGAUUGCAAUGGUUUUCAAAUAUUUCAAUUAAGCGUCAGCCUUCCAAGGGACCGGUCAUUAAUUACAAGGGACGGGGGGGGGGGCUGGUGAAAAAGAGGGGAAGUCAGAUCUUUUCUGCAUGAAAGGAGGAGGGGGGACAUUUUUGUUCAAUAUGAAUACCUGCCCCGUGACCCCAUCAUAUCAUAUAAUCUACAGGUGAAAAAUAGAGAGCAGUACACCUGUGGUAAGCACAAUGCCAAAUAUUCAAAUCCAAGGUCACAACAACAUUUAUUAAAAUUUAUUAAACUGAACAUAAAGUAAUAAGUGUACUUAUUUUUUACUCUUUCUGAUGGUUCAUUGCAUGUACAUUGCAUCGGAAUGGCCGUUGACUCGAUUAAUGGUAGAUAAUAUAUAAAGAUAUAUAGGAUAAUAUGAUUAAAGUGGCUUCACAUUGUAUAAGAACUUUAAAUUACGUCUCUUUUGUUAUUGCAUCCUCAAGUGGGGGGGGGGGGGACAUAAUUUUAACAUCUAAGUUUAACAUUUCCGUCAGCCCCUCUCUUGUAAUUAAUGAUUGGUCCCUAAUAUGUGUGCUGGAAGAGCACUGAAGACGCCAGACGCAUGCUGGAAUUUGGUUGGUGCAUGGGAGGUUGGGGACUAAACGGGAUUUCUUGCACCAGCACUGUACCAUAGAUAUCACAAAUUCUUAUCUUCUAAUUUGCUCAUAUGAUUCUAAUCGCUGCCAUGCCUAUUUUUUAACAGAAUAAGAACAUAGACGACGAGUUGGAAAUAACGUUCUCUCCAGACAUGUCCACACCUGUUUGUGAACGAACAACGUUUGACGUUGAAAGUACUGGCAUGAGCCUGUACAAACCUGGCGAGACGUCUUUUACUUCGACUAUUUCAGAAGAUAUAUCAACUACACUGUCUACACUAAGAGAGAAUCUCAAUGCGUUUCUAACCUCAAGAGAUGUUAGCCCCACCAGGUAUAUUUUAUCAGCACCAUUCGAAGAAGUUUCAGACCGAACAAAACGUUUUCACAUGCGCAAAGCGCGCCAAGUUGUUACUGCGUGCCUAGAAGAAAUCGUUCCUGGACAAUCAUCCACGCUACUUAAAGAAUUAGCAUGCGACAAGUUGGGCAGUGAUAAAAAUAUUGAUACUUUCUUAUUGGAUGCUUUAACGGAGUGUUAUAUAAUAACACGAGCCAUUGGAGCACGCGUAGACAGAUAUUGUCUAUAA